Molecule: messenger RNA, 5497 nt
Organism: Tachysurus fulvidraco (yellow catfish)
Lineage: Eukaryota; Metazoa; Chordata; Actinopteri; Siluriformes; Bagridae
Gene: nalf1a
Product: NALCN channel auxiliary factor 1a
Exons: 3
Coding region: 498-1586 (362 amino acids)
Biological process (GO): calcium ion import across plasma membrane
Cellular component (GO): plasma membrane
Molecular function (GO): stretch-activated, monoatomic cation-selective, calcium channel activity
Source: RefSeq, a predicted model, not a curated record
UCAGAGCAAGAUGAGCGCGGCGGACGUCGAGGGGGAAGAGGCCACCUCGUGCAGACGCGGAAGCGCCGGAUCGAGUCCCUGCGCUUCCAGCCAGAAACCCCGGAACCGGAGCCAGCGGCCCGAGCGCACCGCGGCGGCUCUGCGCCAAGCGCAAGAGUGGAGCGCGUGACGAAUAACGAAGAACGAGGAGACCAUGUUGCUGCGCACGCGACCGCCUCUUCUUCCUCUUCUUCUUCUACUUCUUGUUCUUUCUCGCGCUCUCGAGCGGGCCUUCGAUGAUGCACGCAGUAAUAAUAAUUCCAUCGUCCCCCAAAUGGACUAACUGAUUAUCGCAGAUCAUCGCGGAGGGAAGCCGCCGUUCAGUGUCACGGAGGGAAAGUGAAGGUAUAGAAAGAGGAAGAAACGGACGCGCGAGGCGGACCUCAACGUCAAAUGACCAUAGUGGCAGAAAAGAAGCCGCCACGGUGGAGUCGGUCGGUGCUGCGCUUGUCCGAAAUAUGACCAGCGGCGCUCGCAAGCCUCGGCAGAGAGAUGACGGCAUAACGCACCGGCUUGCACCGCGCGAGAACGAGCAGCAGUCCGCAGACUCCGAGCGGGCGCAACGAUGGCGGCUCUCCUUGGCGUCGCUCGUCGUCUUUGCCGCGCUGCUGUCUGACCGGCCGCGCUUCUGCGCCGAGGCCAAGCUUACCAAAAGCCGAGACGAGGAGCCGGCCCGGAUUGCUUCGCCUCGAGACGCCAUUUAUCUUGGAAACACUAGUCAACCGGCGUGGAGACUGGAAACGUGCCACGCGAACGGCGCGUCUAGGAGCUGCUUCACGUUCGUCGACGCGGACCACCUGUGUGAGGGCCUCUCGGGACCAGACGUGAACCCGAGCGAAUUGUACCUCUCGUUUUGCAACGCCUAUUCGCUAAUGGAUUUGCUGUACGGCUCGACGAACCCGGACAACUUAAACUGCAGCGUGGAUGCGCUCGCAAGCGACGACCCUUCCAGGUGUAGCCUGUGCGUACAGGCGUACCAGCGCUAUGACCUGCACGCUCAGGAGAAAUACGAGGAGUUCGAGAGCAUGACCGAGCGCUUUGAGACGACCGCGUACUCGGUGCGAACGUGCAUGGAUGAGUGUAAGGUGGUGUACAAGCCCUGGCUCUGCGCUCAGUUUUUCCAGAGCAAUCAGUCCAGCUGUAGCCACAAGAUCCCAUGUGAGCAGUACUGUCUUGAGGUCCAGCAGAGGUGUCCCUUCAUAUUGCCUGACAAUGAUGACCUUAUACAUGGAGGCACUCCCAGUUUUAUAUGUACAGGGCUUUCAGAGGAUGAAGACAACACCAAGCAUGAGCCACAGUGCUGUGAUGUGCGGUGGGAGUUAAAAUUCAAAGAAUGUUCACACAGCACAUUCAAAAGGACUCAUCCCUCACGCCAGCAUACGUCUGCUACGACCUCGGGAGCGCCGAGGCUGAAUCAAGGCAGACUGAAGCUCUGCUUGCUAGUCCUGGUCCUCUUGCACACGGUAGCGACCAUGACAGCUGUCCAGAACUCCACCUGCCUUGCCACUAUCUUCCCGCUGGAGGACAAUGCCCCCAGAGAAGAGUGACUGGAAGCAGGAAGGGGGUUAGCUCUAGCCAAUCAGCAUGCUCCAAAAAGCAAAAUAUGGCCAGCAAGGAACUGGGCCGAACCGAGUCAAAACAAGCACGCCAGGCACGCCGGGCAGAUCCCUAACUGCGCUUUACAUGUUCAGUGCUCUUUAUGCCCCAGGUAGAAGAAAUGACAAGAGAGAAUUCAAGAGAAGGGCAAGAAGAGAUGAAGGAAGAGGAAGACCAAGGCUGUGUCCUUUUGAGAUGUCAGUUCUCACACUGUUCUGAAAAGUAUACAUUUUGUUUUUUGUUGUAUCACAUGAUGGUCAGAAUUUUUCUCUUUUUAGCUUCUGCUGUCAAAAUGGGUUUCUGUGUUUGUCAUCCACUUCAUAUUAAAAUGGAAUGAGGGAAGAAACCUGUUAUAUGUAUCCAUGUCUCAGACAAACAACUCUAUGUCACAUAUUAUUUUCACAUUUGACAGCUAGCAUGAAUAGAAAUAUGCUGUAUUUGGAAAGAUACGAACAGGAGGCUGAGUGUUGAUUUAAAUCCGUUAACUACCUGUAAUCUCCAUUCUUCAUUGACGAGAUUCAGAUCUUUGCCUUGCAAAUAAGAUGUAGACAGGACCAGGUCAACACAGCCUUAAAAACAGACCCCCAUAGCAAUCAUUUGUGUAUUAUACCCUUUCCCAUGUUUAGCCUCCUUGCUGCUUAGCAGACUACAUCAUAGCCCUCUUGAUAUCCUGAUACCUACUGGGACAGCUGAUAUCUUUUUAAUGUGCAGUGAAAAGUGUGCUGAUACACCACCAUCUUACAGUACACCAUUCCUACAAAAUAUGGAAGGAAACCUGACUGGAUGCUAGGAAUGAAGAACUGGUACACAGUUCAAAGAUUCAAAUCAGCCAGUUCUAUUUUGUCUGAAUAAUGUAAUGGCUCUUUAGUAUUCUAUCCAAAAAAAGCUCGAUCAAAACAUUUGUUUUAUUGAAGUUUGAAUCAGAUCACAAGUCAUUAUAGCCAUUGUCCCUCUUUCCGUUUUAGCUCAAUCUUUACCUCGACAGGCUGCAAUAACAUGACUGGAGUGCCUGGUCUUGCCUAAAACACAUACAAGUUUUAUUUAGAAUGUGGUUGUUAAAUGACCUCCGAUUAACUUUCUUUGGGUGGUUCAUAGAUUCAAAAUGAUAUCAUGUUUUGACAAUUUUAUCAAUGCUUGUUCUUAUUUCCACACUUUUAUUUAUGCCCUUAGUACGGUGACUUAUAGAGCUGCUGAAAAGAACUGCAUAGUGAUCGCGCUGUCAUUUUUUUUGCCAUCGUUUUGGUCUCAAAAUGUCCUACACUGUCGUGUAAAGGGCUUAGCAGAUAGAUUGGAAGAGAAGGAGUUCUCAAGGGCUUAUUCUUUAAACCUCCUUCUGUGUGUAGGACUGUACGUUUUUGGUGUCUGACUGUAUGAGCGUCUGGCUGCUGAUAUACUGUUUUGCGGCUUGUUUUACUUGGUGUUACAUCAUUAACCUAUGUUAAAAGGUGUAUUUUUAUGCUUAACCUUUACUGUGUCUUUGUAAUUGGCUGGAUAACCUUCCCGGGCACAUAUGUUUCACACAAUAACGUUGCAAUGUCCCUCAAUCUGAAAGGCCCAAGUGCCUCGGCUGUCCAUUUGUUUAAUGCUAUUUCUUUAACACGGCAUUAUAUAGAGAAAUGGCGGUAGUUACAGCGACAGUUGAUUAACUGUGUAUCCGACACACAGGUGAUGCUCGGCUGUGGCGCUGAAGUUAUCGAUAUUGAAAGGAGCCCAAGUAUAUUUUGGGCCUUAAAAAUAUCACAUUGCGUUUAGACUAAAUUUAGAGAAAACAGCUGGCCUUUGUUUUUAAUUUGGCUCUGACACACACACAGCUCUGGAGAGACAAGAACCACAGAGAGCUUUGUAAAGUUUUCAUAUUUAUUCCUUUUUGAGUCAGUCUGGGCAAGUUCACAGUAUAUACAUACAGUAGAUUGUCAGAGCAGCUCCUAAUAUUUGCACAGUCUCAUUUUCUGCACACGUUAGUUGCACUUUUCCUGGUUCACGUUUUUGGGCUUAUAACAUUUCUGGCUCCCUUCUUAACCACUCAGAUCAAACCACAGCAGAAAUACAGUUUACAGGUGAAUACAUUAUACAGUACAGGUAACUCAAUAUACAGGUAAUUACUAGAUUGUUCUCUUUCAGCCUCUUCAUGCAGUUUCUAACCGAUCUGCAAUAGAACAACUAGCAUAGAGUUACUCUCACCUUUCUUGCUAACCACGUUGAUUUGCACCUCCAAGUUACUAAAAGCAUCGGUUUUGCUCUCUUAGGAAUUCACAUAAGAGUUAUGAUUUCAUGCCGUAAUACGGGUAAUUUUGGACUUUCACAUAGACUUUGUCAUGGUUGAGUGACUUUGUUUGGAUAUAUAUAUCAGCACUAACACCUAUUUCGACUUUGUGAUCAAAGAGGAAAUAAUGAUACACAAUGAUGAACUGUCGCUAGUUCCACGACAACGACAUACGUGAAAUUCGACCUUGUGGGAAACACUGAUUUUAUUACAGUAUAUAAUAAAGACCAGGCUAGCACUGUAUUGUAGUUUUGUGAUGAUGGCUUUAAUAAGUGAACCUAAAAAACAUGCUUUAACACAUAGUCAUGUUGUAUGUUCUAUUUGCUGUUUAAUGCAGCUGGCCAAGGUCUUACAGUUCAGAGGUGACAAUCAUUCCUCAUUCCAUUGAACAUUUGAGUAUUCUAAAAAAUUAUGAUCUAGCCUUACAAGCAAACAACGGGAUUUGUGGAUAUCGGGGAUGUCCUAUAACUAUAAUAUAUAAUAUAUGUAUAUAUCUUUUCUUAUAAUAAAAAUAUUCUAAGGAAGGAUAUUCAAGAACAAAUUCUUGACAGCAGAGGUUUUCAGGGUUUGCGGUAAUCCAACACUGCCGAGUGGCGCACAUCGUCUUCUUUAUAUAAACUGUUUUACUCUGCAUUACAUUUUACCCCGACAGCAUAUACUACUGUAUGCCCUGUGGUAACUCAGAACUACAGUUUCUAGAGAAAGGAAGUCAAAGAAAACCAGACGUAUGUUACAAUAUUUACGUUAUGACAACACAAAUCCUUUCAUAGCGAUCGUCAUUCAGCCUGUAAGCUAUUUUAAGUUUCCAUCCAAAGGUGACACUUAGAAAGUCUCCAGAACUGGCCCCCAUGUUGGUCUUGUUGACCUUAUUAAAAACUUAAGGCUGAUCCUACACAAUCCGUCUAACCUUCCCUCAGAUAUUUCACACGUUUAUUUUUUCCUUUUCGUCCCUUGUCUGAUCCACUUAUCUUUGGAAAUCCUGUUGAUCUAUGCAGAUGUGCCUCUGUCAUUAUAUUGUAGAUUUGUGCCAAUGUAAAUUUGUGCUAAUUUGUCUCACUGUUGCCUGUCUUUAUUUGAGAUUUUCGGUGUUUUUUUUCUCUCCCCUAAUCUGUUUUUUUCUACUCUGUUACCCUUCUGUUGGUCACAUGUCGGUGGUUUUGGCACUGCAUUUUCUUAGUCACGUCUCAAAAAGUGCAAGCUGCUUCAGUGAAUGUUUUCCUCUUCUGGGCUGAGCAAAUCGUGGUUCCGUGGAAUUUCAAACGCUGACAUGGAAUCAGACAGACAUAUAUAGAUAUUACAAUUAUUAUUACAGUGUCAUAUUGUCACACAAUAGAUGCUUUAGUUCACUGUUUCUCUUUUCAUUUUUUUUACACAAAGACUUUGAUUAAAUAUUUAUAAUUCGGUCUCACAGGUCAUGACCUUUUUUGAACGUAAGAUGAAAAAUACAGAUAUGUUUAUGAGAGUUCUGUUCUAAGGAAAAAUAAAUAGAGAUAUGUUAACUAUUAUGGGAGAAUUUCCUGACUUUUUUCUUGUCUGUCAAAAAAUGCAUUGUAUUCCAAUGACAAUGAUUCUCAAUGACGAAAUGAAUAUCGGGUAUCG